This is a messenger RNA of Camelina sativa (false flax), 1503 nucleotides long. RefSeq names its product ADP/ATP translocase ER-ANT1. Gene Ontology annotation, molecular function: ATP:ADP antiporter activity. Gene Ontology annotation, cellular component: mitochondrial inner membrane. Gene Ontology annotation, biological process: mitochondrial ADP transmembrane transport; mitochondrial ATP transmembrane transport. NCBI's taxonomy places the organism in Eukaryota, Viridiplantae, Streptophyta, Magnoliopsida, Brassicales, Brassicaceae. The record is from RefSeq and is a predicted model, not a curated record.
CAUCCUUUUGCUCUUCAUCUGUCGUCCACCACCUUGAAUUACACAGAAACGGAUGAUUAUCUCUAUUCUAUUUUAUUGAGUUCUUAAAACGAAUAAACAAACACAAAGAAAUACAAAACAACAUUAAAAGAGAUAUCUUCAGCUUCUCUCUUCUCCCUGGACCUGGAAAUCAUAUAGCAAUCUCCAGGUUGACCCUUUUGGGGAGAAGUGGUUAGCUUUUGGAUUUGAAAUUUCUACAACCCUGAAGAAUCUGUUUUGUCUAUUAUGGCCAUCAUCACAAUUUAUUGGUUAUAGGGACUUUUGUUGAAUUCGUUGGUAUUGAAUUGAAUUAGGUGAGGGGAGAAGAAGAAGAAGACGAUGGCUUUGGUUGGUAAAUCUGAGAGAUUCUCUGCUGAUUUUGUGAUGGGAGGUGCUGCAGCCAUUGUUGCUAAAUCUGCAGCUGCUCCAGUCGAAAGGGUCAAGCUUUUACUGCAGAAUCAAGGUGAGAUGAUCAAGACUGGCCAUCUCAUUAGACCUUAUACUGGUUUGGGUAAUUGCUUUGGCAGAAUCUUCAGAGAAGAAGGUGUUUUGUCCUUUUGGAGAGGCAAUCAAGCCAAUGUCAUUCGUUAUUUCCCUACACAGGCUUCCAACUUUGCAUUUAAAGGUUACUUCAAGAGCCUUCUCGGAUGUUCCAAAGAGAAAGAUGGUUACUUGAAGUGGUUUGCUGGGAAUGUAGCCUCUGGAAGCGCUGCUGGAGCAACGACUUCUUUGUUUCUGUACCAUCUUGAUUACGCGCGGACUCGUUUAGGCACUGAUGCAAAGGAAUGUUCAGUUAAUGGCAAGAGACAGUUUAAAGGGAUGAUCGAUGUGUAUCAAAAAACUUUGUCAAGCGAUGGCAUUAAAGGGCUUUACCGUGGAUUUGGAGUGUCAAUAUUGGGAAUCACUCUUUACCGAGGAAUGUAUUUUGGGAUGUACGAUACCUUCAAACCCAUUGUUUUAGUUGGUUCCUUGGAGGGAAACUUCUUGGCUAGCUUUCUAUUGGGUUGGAGCAUUACUACCUCUGCAGGCGUCAUUGCUUACCCUUUUGACACACUUAGGAGGAGAAUGAUGCUUACAUCAGGACAACCUGUAAAAUACCGUAACACUAUUCAUGCCUUAAGAGAGAUUGUGAAAUCUGAAGGGUUCUAUGCGCUAUAUAGAGGAGUUACUGCGAACAUGCUUCUUGGAGUAGCAGGAGCAGGAGUGCUUGCAGGAUAUGAUCAGCUUCACCGGAUUGCUUAUAAGCAUUGGGUUUAGUAGUUUUGACCAAACCCGAAAAGAUAUUACAAUGAAAACUCAGCUUAAAGAAGAAAAGGUUAGUAAACACCAAGAAGUCUUCACUUACAUUCCAAUGUGUUCUGUUAAUUAACAGAAUCUCGGAAUCAUUAACCGAUUGAAGCAGCAGAAGAUAGGGAAAAAAAUUGUUCAUAAUUUUUGUGCAGUUACAUUGUUAUAUCAAUAUUCCAAGAAAAGCCUCUUUGCUAA